This is a messenger RNA of Astyanax mexicanus (Mexican tetra), 2304 nucleotides long. Its product is annotated as piggyBac transposable element-derived protein 4-like. The coding region runs from base 122 to 2062 and encodes 646 amino acids. The record is from RefSeq and is a predicted model, not a curated record. The transcript has 2 exons. NCBI's taxonomy places the organism in Eukaryota, Metazoa, Chordata, Actinopteri, Characiformes, Acestrorhamphidae.
AAUCACACCCCUGAACUCACGUGUACUCGUGUGAUUUCGUUUCUGGAGAUUGUUUUGUACUUUUAACCGUUUUCGGCAGUAAGUAUAGAUCUCCAACAUUUUGGACACCACGGCGGGGAGGAUGUUCACUCUGGCUGAAGCUCGAGAGCAGGUUAUUAGGUCUGAUGAGCUUGAAGACGAGAGUGAUGACGGUUCAAUGGCGGCUAGCAUGGACUCGGAGGACGAGGACGCAUUCCUGCUUGGAAUAGAUGCUGUGCUCGACAUUGAAGUGGAUUCAUCCAUCACUCUUCCACCUGGUGUCUCUCCUUCAAAACCACUCCCAGGGCCUUGGUCGUCUGUGGACAGCCCUCACACCUCUGCUGGAGGACAGGCUAAUGGCAGUGGCACCAGGAGCCCAGGCCCAUCUCCAGCAAAAAGAAGAGUGCUCAAGAGUCCAGCGAAGAAGUGCACAGCCCCAUCACCACCUGCAGGACUGGAGAGAUGGUUUGACAACUCUGAGGAAGACGAGCAGCCUCGUCCACUGCAGUUUCGCCCCAGGAGGACUCCAGGAGUUCAGCUGGAUUUUCAGACAGACUACAGUGCCUCGGAAAUUUUCCAGCUGUUCUUCAGUAAAGAGGUGAUCCGAACCUUGUGCAUAAAUACCAACAAAUAUGCGGCACGGAGAAGCGAGGAGGGCAUGAAGAAGCAGUGGAAGGAUGUAAACGCUGAUGAAAUGCUUCAUUUUCUCAGCAUAAUCAUCUAUAUGGGACUGUUGAAGCCUUCAGCUGUCCGGGACCUGUGGAGAAAGGACCGUUUACACAGCCAUCCAUUUCCUGCUUCUGUGAUGGCCGGGUACCGGUAUGGGGAUAUCGCUGCAUACCUGCACAUGAGUGACCCAGAUUCAGAUGCCAAAAAUGACCAGCUCAGAGGUGAGCCUGAGUACGAUGGUCUCUUCCGCCUAAAGCCGCUUCAGGAACAGAUCUUGUCUGCCUGCAGAGCCUACUACCAGCCACACCAGAACCUCUCUAUAGAUGAACGCAUGGUGGCAACCAAAGCGAGAAUCGGGAUGAAGCAGUACAUGAAGAACAAGCCCACCAAGUGGGGGUACAUGCUCUUCGUCCUGGCUGACAGCUCCAGUGGCUACACAUGUAACUUCAGUGUCUAUGAAGGAAAGGCAAGGAAACCAUCAGGAAAAGGCCUGAGCUUCGAUGCUGUUGUCAGUCUGCUCCAUGUGCCCUCUCUGGGCACAGGGUACACGGUGUAUGUUGACAACUUUUACACCAGCUCACUGCUCUUCCAUCACCUGCACAGAAUUGGUUUUGGGGCCUGCGGAACCAUCCGUGAGACCAGGAUAGGCUUCCCAAAAACAACGGUCAAUGCCCUGCCAAAAGAUGCGAACCGUGGCGACAUGCGAUGGAUCAGGGAUGGCUCACUGCUGUUUGUGAAGUGGAGGGACACGCGAGACGUCACAGUGUGCUCCACUGUCCACAAAGCUUACAGCGGGCAGUCUGUGCAGCGUCGCAUCAGAAUAAAAAACGGAACCUGGUCCACCCAACAGAUCCCUGUGCCCGAACCAGUGAAGGCGUACAACAAGUUCAUGGGGGGAGUUGACUUGUCUGACGCUCUCAUAAAAUACUAUUCUGUGACGCAGAAGACCAGGCGUUGGUAUGUGAAGCUGUUUCUCCAUUUUGUUGACAUUGCCGUGGUGAACAGCUUCAUCAUCCACAAGGAGAUGGCCCUGGCAAGGAAGCAGAAGCCUCUCAGCCAGAAGAGCUUCAGGGAGGUGUUGUGUAUGGAGCUGGCUGAUGUUGGGCAGCCACAGGUAUCCAUCCCUGCAGAAGUCCCCAGUGAGACAUCCUCUUCAUCGGUGCCUCAAGAUAAAGAGUUGAAACCAAAGGGGUGCUUUCCUGUUCCAGUUUCUGAGGUGUCUGCUGAGAAUCGAAUGAAAGCCACACAAGGCAGGAGGAAAUGUGUGCAGUGCAAGAUGAAAACAGCGUUCAUGUGUAGAUCGUGCAGCACUCCACUCUGCAUAAUCGUGGACCGAAUGUGCUUUACAGAGUGGCACGACCAGAAGAGCGCUUAGGCACACAUACUUUUGUACAUUCUUGUAAAUAGUUUGAGUUGUUCUGUUCUGUUUUUGCCUCCUAAAAUCCAACGCCUCAUCCACAUUGUAGGAGGUGGUAACUGAACAUUGCAAGUAUAACAGUGCAGCUGUACUGGCUAACGGUGCUCUGGUAUGGAUAUGCUUGAAGAAUAGAUAAACUACUGCCUUUAAAAGACUUUGAUGUACAAUAUGUGGUGUCCGAAAGGUUUUGGGUACAUUUU